Calypte anna (Anna's hummingbird) is the source of this 807-nucleotide messenger RNA. It is a transcript of the gene DLX6, whose product is annotated as distal-less homeobox 6. Lineage: Eukaryota; Metazoa; Chordata; Aves; Apodiformes; Trochilidae. The coding region runs from base 1 to 807 and encodes 268 amino acids. The transcript has 3 exons. Gene Ontology annotation, biological process: regulation of transcription by RNA polymerase II; embryo development; cell differentiation. The record is from RefSeq and is a predicted model, not a curated record. Gene Ontology annotation, molecular function: DNA-binding transcription factor activity, RNA polymerase II-specific; RNA polymerase II cis-regulatory region sequence-specific DNA binding.
AUGAUGACCAUGACUACGAUGGCUGACGGGCUGGACGCGCAAGACUCCUCCAAAUCCGCCUUCAUGGAGUUCGGGCAGCAGCAGCCACCGCCACCACAGCCGCCGCCGCCGCCCCACUCCCAGCAGAGCUCGCCGGCCAUGGCCGGCGCCCACUACCCGCUGCACUGCCUGCACUCCGCCGCCGGCUCUCACCCGCACCACCAGCAUCACCACCACAGCUCGCCCUACUCCGGCACCGCCGGCUCCUACAACCACCGCUCGCUGGCCGCAUAUCCCUACGUGAGCCACUCGCAGCAUAGCCCUUACCUCCAGUCCUACCACAACAGCAGCGCGGCCAGCCAGACGCGGGCGGACGAUGCAGAUCAGCAAAAAACCACAGUGAUUGAAAACGGUGAAAUCAGAUUCAAUGGAAAAGGCAAAAAAAUUCGGAAGCCUCGAACCAUUUACUCUAGUCUACAACUCCAGGCUUUAAAUCAUCGCUUUCAGCAGACUCAGUAUCUGGCGCUUCCAGAGAGAGCUGAACUGGCAGCUUCAUUAGGACUGACCCAGACACAGGUGAAGAUCUGGUUUCAGAACAAGCGCUCCAAAUUCAAGAAGCUGCUGAAGCAGGGCAGCAACCCUCACGAGAGCGACCCUCUGCCCGGCUCUGCUGCCCUCUCCCCUCGCUCUCCGGCUCUGCCUCCAGUCUGGGACGUUUCGGCUUCUGCCAAGGGAGUCAAUAUGCCUCCCAACAGCUACAUGCCUGGCUAUUCUCACUGGUAUUCUUCUCCACAUCAAGACACAAUGCAGAGACCACAAAUGAUGUGA